GUGCGAUCAGAGCUCACUGCAGCCUCGAACUCCCAGGCUCAAGUCAUCCUCCUACCUCAGCUUCCUUAGUACCUGGGAUUACAGGCACAUGUCACCAUGCCCAUCUAAUUUUUAAAUUUUUUACUUUUUCUUUUUUUUUUUUGAGAUGGAGUCUAGCUUUGCUGUCCAGGCUGGAGUACAAUGGCAUGAUCCUAGCUCACUAAAACCUCUGCCUCCUGGGUUCAAGCGAUUCUCCUGCCUCAGCCUCCCAAGUAGCUAGGAUUACAGGUGCCCACCACCAUGCCCAGCUAAUUUUUGUAUUUUUAGUAGAGAUGGGGUUUCAGCAUGUUGGCCAGGCUGGUCUCAAACUCCUGACCUCAAAUGAUCCAUCCCCCUUGGCCUCCCAAAGUGCUGGGAUUACAGGCAUGAGCCACUGCACCCAGCCAAUUUUUAAAUUUUUUCUGGAGAUGAGGUGCUUGCUAUGUUGCCCAGGCUGGUCUCAAACUCUAGGCCUCAAGUCCUCCUGCCCCGACCUCCCAAAGUGCUGAGAUUACAGGCAUGAGCCACUGUGCUCAUCCCCAACAAUUAUUUUUGACAGAUAAUAGGGAUGUCUCCUUGCUCUCUGUGUCUGGCCAAGUAGCCCCAGGUGACACUCUUUUUUUUUGUUUGUUUUGGAGACGGAGUCGUGCUCUGUUGCCCAGCCUGGGGUCCAAUGCCGUCGUCUCGGCUCACUGCAAUUUCCGCCUCCUGGGUUUAAGUGAUUCUCCUGCCUCAGCCUCCACAGGAGCUGGGACUACAGGUAUGUGCCACCACACCUGGCUAAUGUUCUUAUUUUUAGUAGAGACGGGAUUUCGCCAUGUUGGCCAGGCUGGUCUCGAACUCCAGACCUCAUGAUCCACCCGCCUUGGCCUCCUAAAGUGCUGGGAUUACAGGUGUGAGCCACCAUGCCCGGCCGUGACACUCGUUUUAUAGCAUCAGGCUGGUGACCAGAAUGUCAUGGCUUCUGGGCAGAGGCCAGCUUCCAUGCCGUAUCCUGUCUUCCUAGUGCAGAUGUCCCCAGCUGCAGUGAGUACCAGUGUGAGGGAAUGGGCUCCAGACUCCCAGAGGGGCCACAGGGAUGGCCACGCCAAGCUCUGGGGAGUAGCCGAUUCCCCAGCACCUGCCUGCCCAUGCACCUUUGGGGUGACUCAUGAGACAGGGUGGGGCUCCCACCUGCCUUCUCCCAAAAGGCAAUCAGCUAUAAAGGCUCUCAGAGGCCCAACCAGCCCCAGGUCAUCAAACAAGCCCCAGUUCCAUGGCAACCAUUAUACCCAUUCAUCAAGGAGAUGUAGAGGGAGGUGCUUCCUGGUUCACCCCACCCUCAGCAGAGACAGACCCCAGAUCUGGGCCUAGGACUUUGUGCAGGGAGGGGAAAUGCAGGUGACUCAGCCCCUAUUCCUCCAUCAAACCAGGCUUGAAGAUGGGUUAAAUCAGAGCUUUUCAUUCCACAAAAGAGAAAUUCUAAUGGGGUCAGAACAUCGAUCUUCUAAUAUUUGAAAGCCUGUUAACUAGGAGAGAGAGAGCGAACUAUUUUGUUGUAGGAGGACCCACCCAGCUCUGACGGUUUAAAGCAUCAUGAAUGCAAAUUUGAACUCCAGAAAAGCAGAGCUUCCUAACAAUGGGACUUCCACAGCAAUGGGAUCUGCUUCCUCUUUCAGUGUGUGCCUUUUCUAUGAGCGAGAGACUCCUAGGAAAGCAGCAGCCCAUUAGGAAAAUGUGUGGGAACUCACUCGUGGGUUCUUUAUUUUUUUUGAGAUGGAGUUUUGCUCUUGUUGCCCAGGCUGGAGCACAAUGGUGCGAUCUUGGCUCCCUGCAACCUGUGCACCAUGAGUUCAAGUGAUUCUCCAGCGCCCUCUCCUGAGUAGCCGCGAUUACAGGCAUCCACCACCAUGCCUGGCUAAUUUUUUGUAUUUUUAAUAGAGAUGGGGUUUCACCAUGUUGUCCAGGCUGGUCUCAAACUCCUGACCUCAAGUGAUCCACCCACUUUGGCCUCCCAAAGUGCUGGGAUUACAGGCAUGAGCCACUGAGCCCAGCCGGGAACCCACAGAUUUUUUGGAUGGUCUCUGAAUGUCAUGUAACUCUUUUAUUUUUUAUCAAAAAAAAAUUUUUUGACACAAUAUCUUGCUGUGUUGCCCAGACUGGAGUGCAGGGGCAAGAUCAUGGCUCACUGCAGCUUCUAACUCCUGGGCUCAAGUGAUCUUCCUGUCACAUGAAUCUCCCAAGUAGUUGGAACACAGGUGCCAGCCACCACACCUGGCUAAUUUGGUUUGGUUUUGUUUUUUUAGAGAUGGGCUCUUGCUAUGUUGCCUAUACUGGUCUUGAACUGCUGGCCUCAGGCAAUCUUCCUCCCUUGGCCACCCAAAGUGCUGGGAUUACAAGCAUGAGCCACUGUGCACAGCUGAAAUUUUUCGACUUAGUCUUUUUGUACAUGUGAUAUUUUAUUCAUAGAAUCCAUAAAUGGAAGGGAAAUUUCUGAGUUCAGAGCAAUACAUAUGAUACAAAACUUGAUAUAUAGACUAGAGUUUCUUAGCCGAACUGGAGGGGCUGGCUUAGGUAAUCCAUGGACUCCCUGAAAUUGGGGACACCAUUGGAAAUAUGUGUGAGCUCAGGGACAGUUUCCUAUGAUUUUCAGGCCUCAAAAUGUCUCUUGGACUCAAAAUUGCCUUAGGGCAGAGGACGUGUGUACCCCCAGUAUAGAAUCUCGGACAGUGAAUGUGAGUAAACAUUCGGCAGAAAAGCUCUGCCAAACUGAGUGCUCUCAUGUGACUUUUUCAUCAAGUCAGUAUUCCUGGGAUCUCUUGUACAUGAUAAUCUCACUCUUGUACAUGAUAAUCUCACUCUUGUACAUGAUAAUCUCACUCUUAGAAGGUUUCAUCGUUUCUGCUUACCCUAGUUUUCUUUCCCACUCUGUUCCCUCUCCCACCAGACUGGACUCUGAAAUGGGCAUGUACAGAGACGAAGAGACCCCAACAUGCUUCAGGCUUUGAGUGGAGAGGACACAGCCUCUGCUGGGACAGGGAACAGAGGGAUGUGGAGUCCCUGAAGAUGAUUUUGGACAAUGGUCUGAGGUUGGGACAGUGGCAGGAGAUACCAUUCAUCCAGGAUCUCCAGGACAAGAGAUCAGAAUGGCAGUUACAUGUGUUUUUUUUCAAACUGGUUGCCAGGUUGGCAUGAGCCAUGACAUCAGAGAUUCCAACCUUCCUGAUUGGAGGGACCGGACUCUGUGGUGCCUGGAGAUCAGUUGGACAACAGUAUCUUCUCAGAGCUGUUCUCCACUCCUGACUUCUCCUAGGCUUGAGAAUUGAUAACAUACUCUUCUGGAUCCGAGCAGUGUCCAGAAGAAGGCCAUGGACAGAACGGAGACUAGGUUCCGUAAGAGGGGACAGAUUACGGCAAAGAUCAUGACCAGCCGUCAACCGCACCCCCAGAAUGAGCAGAGUCCCCAGCAGAGCACCUCGGGGUACCCCCUCCAGGAGGUGGUGGAUGAUGAAGCGUUGGGACCAUCAGCCCCUGGGGUAGAUCCCAGCCCCCCAUGUAGGUCCCUUGGCUGGAAAAGGAAGAAGGAGUGGUCAGAUGAAUCUGAGGAGGAGCCGGAGAAGGAGCUCGCCUCUGAGCCUGAGGAGACCUGGGUAGUGGAGACGCUGUGUGGGCUCAAGAUGAAGCUGAAGCAACAGCCAGUGUCACCCAUCCUCCCUGAGCACCACAAGGACUUCAACAGUCAGCUUGCCCCUGGGGUAGAUCCCAGCCCCCCGCAUAGGUCCUUUUGCUGGAAAAGGAAGAUGGAGUGGUGGGACGAAUCUGAGGAGUCGGAGGAGGAGCUACGGAAGGUGCUCGCCCCUGAGCCUGAGGAGAUCUGGGUGGCGGAGAUGCUGUGUGGCCUCAAGAUGAAGCUGAAGCGACAGCGAGUGUCGCUCGUGCUCCCUGAGCACCACGAGGCCUUCAACAGGCUGCUUGAGGAUCCUGUCAUUAAAAGAUUCCUGGCCUGGGACAAAGAUCUGAGGGUGUCGGACAAGUAUCUCCUGGCUAUGGUCAUAGCGUAUUUCAGCCGGGCCGGCCUCCCCUCCUGGCAAUACCAACGCAUUCAUUUCUUCCUGGCUCUCUACCUGGCCAAUGACAUGGAGGAGGAUGACGAGGACUCCAAACAAAACAUCUUCUACUUCCUGUAUGGGAAGACCCGCUCUCGCAUACCCUUGCUCCGUAAGCGUCGGUUCCAGUUAUGCCGUUACAUGAACCCGAGGGCCAGGAAGAACCGCUCUCAGAUAGCCCUGUUCCAGAAACUUCGGUUCCAGUUCUUCUGUUCCAUGAGCGGCAGGGCUUGGGUUUCCCCGGAGGAGUUGGAGGAGAUCCAGGCUUAUGACCCAGAGCACUGGGUGUGGGCACGAGAUCGCGCUCACCUUUCCUAGAGCUCCAGGGACCGUGGAGGCCUGAGGUCAUCGGCCUGAGAGAAGAACACCCGACCCAGGGGAGAUGUGGAUUUUCAGCAGGAACUUUAUUCCAAUGCUAAUGGCAGACACCAGGAAGGAGGAGAGGAACCAUUUGUGCACAUCAUCUAGAAGAACGUGGACCAUUCUUGAUGGAGCUGAAUACAGUGAUCACGUUGUCCUCCUAGGAGCAGGGGUGGGGGGAGGGGGGUAGGGUCCUUCUAGGAGUCCUUGGAGAAAACUAAGAAACCAGGAGUGUUUCCAGUUCCACCCUUUCCUGCGGCACCACCACCCUUUUUAUAUUGCUGAAUUCCAACCUCCCUGGGGCGGAACCUGGAGGUCCUGUUUCUUACGGACUUGGUUGCCACAGUCCAGGAGCAUUUGAAGGCACAAUGCAGGGGCUCAGAUUGGCACAGAAUUCUUUUGUGAAAUAUCAGUGCCACAGAUUGUAACAGAUAGCUUCAUGCACACUCUGCAUUUUAUUGGUUUGUUUGGGAAA
This is a messenger RNA of Pan troglodytes (chimpanzee), 4938 nucleotides long. RefSeq names its product speedy protein E18. The transcript has 8 exons. Lineage: Eukaryota; Metazoa; Chordata; Mammalia; Primates; Hominidae. Gene Ontology annotation, molecular function: protein kinase binding. Bases 3366 to 4421 code for a protein of 351 amino acids. Gene Ontology annotation, biological process: positive regulation of cyclin-dependent protein serine/threonine kinase activity. The record is from RefSeq and is a predicted model, not a curated record.